Chinchilla lanigera (long-tailed chinchilla) is the source of this 4653-nucleotide messenger RNA. RefSeq names its product SLX4 interacting protein (gene Slx4ip). The transcript has 9 exons. NCBI's taxonomy places the organism in Eukaryota, Metazoa, Chordata, Mammalia, Rodentia, Chinchillidae. The record is from RefSeq and is a predicted model, not a curated record. The coding region runs from base 795 to 2255 and encodes 486 amino acids.
AAGAAAAUAGUAGAGAACAUUAUGAAAGAAGCAAUACAGUAAAAAUUACCAGAAAUGAAGGACUAGAAGUUCAUGUCUGAGUUAGAAGCAAGUACCUAGCAGUCGUUAAAAAAGAGUUGUGCUAAAACAUGUCACCUGAAGAUUUCAGGGCACUGAAACUUUAGAGGAGAUGAAAAGAAAAAAAAAAAAAAUCACAGAGGAUGGAGAAUCAGAACAGCCUGCUUAACAGCAAGACCUAGGAGACAAUAGAAUACUACCUUAGAAUACUGAGAAAAAUGGUUUCCAGUUCAGAAUUCCCCUCACAGCUCAGUUCUCAAUCAUAGGGUAUAGUGGAAAAGAGAAAUUUUUGGAGAUGCAAAGGCUAAGAAAAAUAUCCAUCUAACAUACUUAUUUUAGGGAGAAGAUAGUCUUCCAAAACCAGGGAGUAAAAGAGAAAGAGUCGGAUAAAGGAUCCAGGGUUUAGAGAAUGGGAUAGUUGAGGGCCUAAGCGAAUCUCAUUCUGAUCAUUGUGUAUCAUGCUACAAAGUAACCGUUCUGACUGGAGCAAGACAUUGAAACAUGUCUUUAACUAAAAUACCUCCUGCAUUUAAUUGCUUUUUCUUUUCCCAGUCCUAUCAGAGAGCCUAGGAAUGAUUUAGUCAUAGGAAUAGAGGAAACUUGAAAAGAUGACGCCACUCUUCACUCUGCAAGUAAACGUGAUUGUGCAAGAUAGGAAAGCGAGCAUAGUAUAUUACAUGGCUCAGCUUUGAACAAAGGUUAUGUUACAUAAUACUGUGGAUUCCAAGUUUUAGAAGAUGAGAGAAAGUCCCAUGGGAAGGUGUUGUGCCUGGAAUCCAAUCCAGGGAAGUGCAGUGCCACUGAACCACAGCCCCGGCCCUCCCCAAAGAGCAGAUUUAAUCGGUUGCAUUCUUGUGUACUCUCCCCUCCUUGCACUUGUCGGUAAACAUCCACUGGAGUUACUUAGAGUGAAAGUAGCUGCAGGAGUCAGUUGGACGAACAAGGCCAAGGCAACUUGCAAGGAUUUUGCUGUCCUGGUGGAUCUUCAUGUAUCACCACAAGGAUCAAACAGAGAUAACAGCUGGUUUUCUGAACAGAAGAAAGAGGAAGUCUGUUUGCUAUUAAAAGAAACCAUUGAUUCCAGAGUUAAGGAGUACUUGGAAGUCCGUAAACAGCACAAGCCAUCAAAUACAGAAUUCACAAGAUCCAGUCCCUUGUCCUUAAAAGGUAAUGUGAAUUUUUGGAAGACUAAGGUUUUGGCAUUGUGCUAUGGAUAUCACAUCACUGCCUAUUUCCUCAAGAGGGGGAUUCGCCUUCACUGCAUUGGGAGCUCACAGAAUACUAAACUCCGGGUAUUCCCUGACCGAUUUGUGGUCUGCAUUAGUCAGCUUGCAGCCAGUCCUGGUAUCUUGGCAAAUGAGAAAGAAGAACUGACAGAAAGAGCUCUCCAUGGAGUGUCUGAUUAUUUUGCUGAGUGUGCGGAGAGUCCACUUCCUCCCAGUGCAAAGCGCAAGAGAAACGCUCUGAAAGAAAUUGUGAAAAGAACUAAAACAAAAAGCGUCUCAAGCAAAUCUCAGAGCCACGGGGCCACUGUGGGAACAUCUAGUGACUCGGAGAUUUCAGUGGUAGCAAAGAGAAGUGACGAUGAUCCCGCCUCAUCCACUCCCCCUUCAGAAGCCAUGGGACAAGCAAAAGAUUACAUAAAGGCAGUGGAGAGCCGCUGGAGGCUUCCUGUUCAAAAGCUGGAAAAUGUUAAUCAGACUCAAACAGAAGACCCUAGCAGCCAGCAAAAACCUCAUCCUGGGGAGCGGUUAAAGACAAGGCUUCUAAGCAGGAGCCCCGUCUAUAGCUGUGAGUCAGCAUCACUAGGUCCAAAGCAAAGUCCACAGGCAGCCAAAACACAACAGAAACGCAGGAACUGUGGCUCUGCAGAAGACUCUGACCACCACAAGAGAGUUUCUCUUGGAAGUGACCGAUUAAUCUCGGGAGAAAUAAUAGUGGAAAAAAGCGCAGCUGUCAGUGUUUUGCCAACUUCAGAGCUGUCAGAUCCGGGGUUACUCUUGAAACAAGAUUUGGCAAAAACCACGGCUAAGGAAGAGUUGCAUGUUUUGGAAAAUCUCUCCUCCAGACAUCUGAUGAAAAAUAACCUAACACAGGCACAGCAAACCAGCUCAGCCACAAACACAGGGAGAUUAUCUACAACUCAGGGCAGCCGAACCACAAGAAGAAAGAAAUUGCAAAGGAUUGCAGAGUUGUAGUUGAGGAUGCAGUGGCCAGAUCUGUGACAAGAGAUCCACGUGUACAGAUGCUGAGAUAGAAAAGGAAUUCAUUAGAAUGAUUAUCAUAAAUAAAAAGUAUGAUUUGUGUUAGGGUUAGCUUUCAAGCAGUCACCUCCAGGAGGCUGUAUGGUUGUUCUAAUAAUGUUGCUUUCUUGUCACAUUUAAUAACUGUCUUCAAAAGUUACUUUAAUGACAAAGAGGCAUGCAUCUUGACAAGGAGGAUACCAUUCGUGCAAGGGCUGCAUGGAGAACAAAUCAGGUGCCCUUUCUUGACACAUGACUGUGCAGACCUUGUGAUGGGGCCAUAAGGCCAGUACUAUGGUACUGCAGUUCUGUGGUGGGGGACAGUUGAUUUUCUGCCUAGUGAAAGAAUAAACUUGUAGUACUCAGCAUGUAGUCCCAAUACCAGCAUCAUGGUAACAAAUUAAAAAUGUGGGUAUUGGGUAUUGGGUCCCAUGCAGACCUGCUGAAUGAGAAACUGGGCCAUUCUCAAAUAUGCUCAAGUCUGAGAACCACUGGACUAAUGGGAGACUCCCUCAUGUUAAUUCAUUCAGCCUGGUUACCAUGGCCUCCAGCUCAUCAGCUGGGGCCACGUGUGGACAUGCACAUCCUCAGAUUCCCUCAAACUUGUAAAAUACCUGGGCUCAGAAUGAGUCAGUCUGUUCCCAGGUUCUACAGUAGGACAGCCAAAGCACCUAGGGAGCUAUAACACUUCUAAUUGCUGGAAGUUUGUGGGUAAUUCAUCCUAGCAUUAUGGGAAGACAUGGGAGAGGCUUGCUCUUGCUUGCAGCUCAGGCAUGCCUCUGUCCAUGCCCUUGCACCUCUAGCAUUUUGGAUAGGUUCAGGACAGACCAGAAUCCAAUGGGGCUCAGUGGCCAGAAUUUUCAUUUUCCCAUUUAGAAGGCUUCUUGGGCAGUUUAAUUCCCUGUGACUAUACAGCCUACUCUUACGAUGGUACCACAGAAAGACAAGUAAUCUAAGAGGUCAGCCUGGAAAGUUAAUCUGGACCCUAUUUUGCUUCUGGUAAUUUUGAAGUUUUUUUAGGAAAAGGUUAAAGUCAAUGAAAAAGAGAAAUUCUCAGCAAAGUUGUUCACAUUGGACAUUUCAAAAAUGAAAUCACAGUUGUUUCUGAGACAUGAUUCUCUGAAAGGUACUUGAAAUAUAUUCCCUGGAAGUACCUCAAAAAGAAAUCUUCAUGAUUGGCUUCUUGUGGCUUUAUCUGACAGUGAGACUGAAUUUUGUUACUUUCAGUCACGAUGGAGAUGGAGCAGAAUCUGAGGACUAGGUAAAGCCACUCCAUACCGGGCUUUGGUUGCUAAUUUUUAAAAAAUGAAGGAUUCACUGUUUCAUUAUAAAGUAAGAAGCCAUAUUCAAAGGCUACCCAUCCAAAUGUACCUUUUUUUCUGCUUACCAUCAGAUGAUCCUUUAAAGUAGCAUCUCCCCUAAGCAAAAGGAAAAUCAAGUGUAGUCCCCAAAAUGUUUAAAUUAACAGAAAAAAUACCCGCAAAAUAAUACAAAAACAGGCACAGGGUAGAUUCAUGCUUGUGGUGCAUGAGUGGUUUCUCCCACCUCCUUAUGCCCUCCCCCAUACCUCCUUUCUCUGAAUGUCCUGUGUAAGCUGAGGUCCAACCGUAGGCCACCAUACUUCACGGCACUAUUUUGUGUUGUGAGGUUUAACUGUGGUCACAAAGCCUGGCCUUGUGUGUCUGUUACUUUGGGAUUCCAGCCCUGCCUAGAAACUUGUCCCUUUCCUGCACUUUCAGGCUCGCCACCUCCUCUAGAACCACACCAUAGUCCUACUCCCCACCCCACCCCCAGGGGGGUUCCUUUCCACUUCCUUCCUAGCUUUCUUCCCACUCCCAGCUGACUCCAGUCAAAGAACUCUAUAGGCAAAGAGUGAGCCCAACAGAAUGCUACCUCAGCAGAGCUGAUUGUGCUUGUACAGUAGGGGUAGACUGUUCAGAAUGGAAACUUGUGGAGAAGUGGUAGAACACUGAUGACGGUGGCCCUCUCUGUUAGAAUGAUCAGUAUUCAUAGGCCCUCUGUGUUAGAAUGAUCAGUAUUCUAGAUAUACUCUUUACAAUGUGUCAUUGAAUCAUUUUAAACAAAAAAUUAUUAGAUCAGUUUAUAAACAGGGAGGGUACAAGUAAUCUCACUGGUAGAUAAGAAACUGCUCUCUGGAAGAGUAUAAAAUAAAAACAGUGACCCUGCCAGAAGCUGUUGCCUGCUCUAGAACUAGGAAGGGACAUUGAAAGUGAAAUCAGCAGAGGAGGUUUUAUUGAGCUGCUUUUAUUUCAGUAGUUGACCUAGUCUUAAUCGAUAAGGCCAAUAUGUGUGCGUAUAAUGAUUUUCUUUCAAUAAAAGUCUUGGAUGCAGA